Messenger RNA from Hydractinia symbiolongicarpus, 1128 nucleotides. Its product is annotated as homeobox protein ceh-8-like. Gene Ontology annotation, molecular function: DNA binding; DNA-binding transcription factor activity, RNA polymerase II-specific. Lineage: Eukaryota; Metazoa; Cnidaria; Hydrozoa; Anthoathecata; Hydractiniidae. The coding region runs from base 56 to 700 and encodes 214 amino acids. Gene Ontology annotation, biological process: regulation of DNA-templated transcription. The record is from RefSeq and is a predicted model, not a curated record. The transcript has 3 exons.
AAAAACACUUUCACAUAACGUAAAAACAGUCUCAAUGCGAAGAUCUUAAUAAAACAUGAAGUUGUCAGGUUUCUCGAUUGAUGAAAUUUUAGCCAAGGAAUCUUCGCAUAGAAGUAAAAAUGAGACUCAUCUUCCAGCAGUGAUCUAUACGCCGCACGGUUACAGAUUACCACCAUAUUGUUUCUCUACUUAUCGAAGACGUUGUAUGUCGCCAUAUUCAACGAAAUCAAACACGUCACCAGCACCGGCAGACGAUAUAGAUGACGAUAAAGUCACAAGACGUCCACGAACGUCAAUAACGUCCUGUCAGCGUGAGUUUUUAGAAGAAGAAUUUCAGAAAGAACGCUACCCCACAUUGGUUUAUAUUGAUACUUUAAGUCGUCGGAUUAAUCUCCCACAAUACGUAAUAAAGGUUUGGUUUCAAAAUCGUCGAGCGAAAUAUCGAAAAGAAGGGCAUCGUCGUAAACCAAAAAAUGACAAUGCGAACCUCGAUGAAAACAUCACGAUUGAUCUAACUAAAGACAUAUUGUCGUUGCCAUGGAACAAAAAUGAACUCACCGACCAACCAACAGUCAAACCAUGUAGCCAGCAAUAUUACCAUUGGUCGAAUUCUUACAGCGACGAAAUAUCACCCAAUGAUGCAACAGAAAAAUGUAGUUGCUUCCAGUGUAGAGAAGGAACUUGUUACGCUAAGUAUUAAUCCCUAAUUACAUUGUUUGAAAAUACCCUACUUCCUCCUGUAACUCCUUUUACAUCGCUCUUAUCACCUUCCUUACGUCGAUUCCUUAUACUUUUAAACUUUUUAAUUCCCUGUUUUCCCCAACCAAACCCCUCCCUGCUUCGGUAAGAGUCUUUGUAAACGCCACGAAAUGACAUAGCUGCAUCAAAGCAAUGAAAAUUUAUAAAUUUUAUUGGACUGCGGUUGAGUUUGUAUAGAAUUUUAUGACGUGGAUUAGAGAGAGUAUAGUAAUAUAAUAUGUUUAUAUUUGUGUUUUAUAGCAUUCAUAUUUAUUAUUACAAAUUUGUAUUUAUUUAUAGAAAGUUUAUUUUUUAUAUAAAGUUAUAUGCUUGUUGUGUACACCUGGUAUUAAAAAAAGCCAAAUUUAUCAAACCGCUUUAUCCUUUGAG